AUGCUCGAGGCCUUGUCGAGAAUUUGCUGCUCCUGCCGCCGCGCUCAAGAUCUCUGCCCGCAGCUCCAGGCGGCGAUCGACUGCCUUCUCCAGUGUGGGAAUUCGAGGGAUUUCCGGCGCGCCAGAGAGAUCCAGGCAUGGGUUGGGGUGAGCGAGCUUCACAGGCACAACAGGUUCCUCGCCAAUGCGCUGGUCCAGAUGUAUGGCCGCUAUGGGCGGAUCGAGGAUGCGAGGGCGGUGUUCCAGGGGAUCGCGAGGCCAUCGAUCAGUUCCUGGAAUGCUUUGCUCCAGGCCUACAAUCGCAGCGGCCAGGUGGAGCGCUCCAAGGAGUGCUUCGAUCGGAUGAGCGCCAGGAACGUGGUGUCUUGGACGAUUCUGGCGUCGGGAUUUGUGCAGCAUGGGCAUGGCCACGAGGGGCGCUUGGUCUUCCACAAGAUGCCCGAGAGGAGCAUAGUCUCUUGGAAUCUAAUGAUCGGUGCCAGCGUUCAGGACGGAGAUUUGGGCGAGGCCGAGCGAUUGUUCUUCACAGCACCAGAUCGCGGCGUUGUCUCGUGUACGACGAUGAUCACGGGAUAUGCCCAAGUGGGUGAUCUCGCCUCCGCGAGGAAAAUGUUUGAAGAGAUGAGCGAGAAGAACGUUGUUUCGUGGACAGCGAUGUUACAGGCCUACUCGGAAAACGCGCUUGUCAUCUUCGCGAAGAUGGUGUUUGAUAAAAUGCCCGGGGGGAAUCUAGUGAGCUUCUCGGCAAUGGUGGCAGCGUAUGCCCAGAAUGGGCAUCUGGAAGAGGCAAAGGCCAAGGCUGUGUUUGCAGCCAUGCCCGAGAGAAAUGCCGUGUCAUGGACCACCUUAAUCUUCUACUGCGACUCCAUCGCGGACGCGGAGCACUGCUUCUUCGAUCGAUGCCCGAAAUGGUCGCUCGUCUCCACCAACGUGAUGCUCCAAGCGUAUGCCCAGGCUGGGGAUCCCCAGAGAGUUUGGAGCUUGUUCUCCUCCAUGCCGGAUCGAGACACCGUCGCCUGGAAUCUCUUGCUCCAGUCGAGCGGUGCCAGCGUCGAGGAUUCCACCUGGGUCUUCGAGAGGAUCCCUCGCAGGGACGCGGUAUCCUGGUUUGAGAUGAUCCAAUCAAUCGUGCAGAGCGGAGCUAUGGAGUCGGCCAAGAUCUGGCUGGAGAGGAUGCCCCGCCACAGCGCCAUGGCGUGGACGUGCCUCCUCUCGGGGAAUUCGCAGCUGGGCAGGAUCGAGGAGGCGCGCGCGAUGUUUGAUUCCAUCCCCUGCCGCGAUCUCGUCGCCUGGACCGCCAUGAUCGUGGGCUAUGCACAGAGCCAGCGGAUCCACGACGUGAAAAAGCUCUUCGAUCGGAUGCCCCAGUGGGACGCCAUCGCGUGCUCGAUGCUGCUCGCCUCGUACGCGCUCAAUGGAUUCCUCGCCGAGGCCAUGGAUCUCUUCCCGUGGAUGCUGAGCCAUCGCUCUUCCACGCACGCCUGGAACACGAUGGUCGAAUCCUUCGCUCUCGCGGGGCCGGUGGAGCGGCGCAAGCUCGCGCUCGAUCUCUUCCACGCGAUGCUCCUGGAAGGGGUCAAGCCCGAUGGAUCCACGCUCGCUAGCGUCAUGCUCGCCUGCAACCACAUUGGUCUCGUGGAAUCGGCCAGGGGAUUCUUCCUCUCGAUCGCGGGGGAUUUCGGCCUCGAUCCGGGCAAAGAACACUACAGCUGCCUUGUCGAUUCGCUCAGCCGCGCCGGGCAGCUCCGCGACGCGCAAGAUCUCAUGGAUUCCAUGCCCUUUCUUCCAUCGCGGCUGGAUUGGAGGACGCUGCUGGGCGCUUGCAAGAGCCAGCCAGAUCUGGCCAUGGGGGCUCGAGCGGCGGAGAAUGUGGUGUCACUGGAACCCCGGAGUGGAGCGCCAUACGUGAUCUUGUCGAGCGUCAUCGCCGUGGAAUCCAUAGCUCACCUUGAGACAAUAGGAUAUAUUCCAGAAUAA
Molecule: messenger RNA, 1977 nt
Organism: Selaginella moellendorffii
Lineage: Eukaryota; Viridiplantae; Streptophyta; Lycopodiopsida; Selaginellales; Selaginellaceae
Product: pentatricopeptide repeat-containing protein At4g02750
Exons: 2
Coding region: 1-1977 (658 amino acids)
Molecular function (GO): protein binding
Source: RefSeq, a predicted model, not a curated record